AUGGGAAACGAUUCUUCGAAAUCGGCAACGACACAUAGGACUUCAGGAAGGAAAAAAUUAAGUUUGGGGGUUAAACGUGGUCCAUCUGUCUCGGUCAUACAGCGUCACUUGGAAACGGCGCAGAAAAGUCGAGUUUUACAACUAAGAAAUUUUGGCAUGAAAAUAUUGCCUGAACAAUUGCAAGAAGUUUGUGAAAUUCUUCGAAAUUUGGAUGUUUCACAGAACAGAAUCCGAACCAUCCCAAUAUUUAUUGGUUCAUUCAGUAACCUAAAGCAGCUUCAUCUUUGCAAUAAUGAAUUGGAAAGUUUACCCAAUGAAAUAGGUGUUCUGAAGAAGUUGGAAGUUUUGGAUCUCUCAUGUAAUCAACUUGGAUGCCUUCCGGAAUCGUUGGCUGGUUUAUGUUCGCUGAAAAUACUGAAUAUAUCAAAAAAUAAGUUCACACACUUGCCUAUAUGUGUAUGCCACUUAUCGGCACUGAACAUUCUUGACAUAUCGUCCAAUUUUAUCGAAUUUCUUCCCGAUGAGGUGAAAUUUCUGAAGACUUCGGAACUUAAUUUAAAUCAGAACAGAUUAAAUUCAUUAAAUGCAGCAAACUUGAUGCAUUGCGAAGCUUUGAGGAUACUUCGAGUGGAAGAAAAUUGUCUGAAUAAAACAGAUUUUAUAAGUGAUUUUCUAAUUAAUUCCAACAACUGGAAUUUCAUAUUGACUCAAGGCGCCACUUUCAAACAGUCUGUUGAAUUGAAACGCCUUUUUUCUUUUCAUUACGAUGUUCGGUUGUUUCAGUUCUUGUGCGGGAAGAGGAUGAAGAAACUGGGAUCUGUAAAUGCGACUAAUCCGAAGGAGAAUGAACAUGUUUGGGUACCAGAUGCUAUCGAAGGCUUUGUGUUGGGCGUCGUAAUUCGGAAUGUAGCAGAUGAUCGUGUAUUAUUGAAGAUUGAAGGUACGGGUCACGAAAAAACUAUAUGCAGAGAAGAGUUACAGUCUGUAAAUCCAGCUAAAUUAGACAAAAUAGAAGAUAUGUCAUCGCUUUCGUACUUAAACGAAGCUUGUGUGCUACACAACCUUCGGCAACGAUAUUAUUCGUCGCUUAUAUAUACGUAUUCCGGCUUAUUUUGUGUCGUCAUAAAUCCGUACAAGUGGAUGCCUCAUAUCUAUUCAACAACAGUGAUGAAAAGUUAUCGUGGACGAAAGCGGCAUGAAGUACCUCCUCAUAUAUUUGCUGUGGCUGACUGUGCUUAUCACGAAAUGUUGUAUCAGCGAGAAGAUCAAUCCAUCCUUUGUACUGGAGAAUCAGGUGCUGGAAAAACAGAGAAUACAAAGAAAGUAGUCCAGUAUUUAGCGGAUAUUGCGGGUGCUGGGCGACACAUGCGUUCAUCAGUUGCCAGAAGUCCCGGAAAGGGUCAACUGGAAAAUCAAUUGUUAUUAGCAAACCCGAUCCUCGAAGCUUUUGGUAAUAGUAAAACAAUUAAGAAUGACAAUUCUUCGAGAUUUGGUAAGUUUAUCAGGAUAAAUUUUGAUCAGAGUGGCUGCAUAUCGGGUGCAAAUAUCGAACAUUAUUUAUUGGAAAAAUCGCGCACUGUUCGACAGGCAGAAAAUGAGCGAUCAUUCCACUUUUUUUAUCAGUUAUUGCUUGGUUCAUCUAUUAGCAAGAAAGGUACAUUUUUAAUGGAUGAUAUCGACAACUAUCGUUUCCUUACGAAUGGGAAUCUCAUCAUUCCGAAUGUUGACGACGCUUCCGACUUGUCAAAUACUUUGAAUGCAAUGAAAGGGAUGGAUUUUUCGGACACAGAUAUUGAUGCAGUCAUGCGAAUAACAUGUGCGAUUUUACUAUUGGGAAAUUUAUCCUUUUCCGAAGAUCGUACUUCUGAUCAAGCAAUACUUGUUGAUGAUAGAGUUGCUCAAAAAAUAUGUUGCUUACUUGGAUUGCCAGUUUCGGACUUAGCGAAAGCAUUUUUGAAACCGCGAGUAAAGGUUGGUCGUGAUUAUGUGCAUAAAGCUCAAACUCGUGAGCAGGUUCAGUAUGCGGUUGAAGCCAUUGCAAAAGCAAGCUAUGAACGAAUGUUCCGGUGGCUGGUGACACGAAUUAAUCGUUCCCUGGGGCGUUCAGCAAAUAGUGGAGCAACUUUCAUUGGAAUAC
Acanthocheilonema viteae is the source of this 2137-nucleotide messenger RNA. Lineage: Eukaryota; Metazoa; Nematoda; Chromadorea; Rhabditida; Onchocercidae. The record is from the annotation of a GenBank genome assembly.